CUGAAGUCUCGGAGAUUUCAGAGCUGCUCUCCUCUUCUCUUAUAUUUGGCAGCUAAGAAAAGGCCAUGUCUAAGGAAACUUACGCCUCACGAAACCCCACUGAGGUCCACACUGACGUCCUCUCCGAAGCCAGACAAGCUUGCUAUAAGGCUCGCGAUGCUUUCUACGCUUGUUUGGAGAAGGAAUCGGUCAAGAAACCCACCGAAAUCACGCCGGUGGGGCUCUUAUACCCAUCGGAAUGCAAUGCUUCGAGGGCUGAAUAUGUUAAACUUUGCCGUUCCUCUUGGGUGAACCAUUUCGAUAGACAGUACUGUAGGAACAUAAGGGUUCAGAGGCUUCUGGAUGAUAGAGACACGAGAAGAGGGGUAUGAGGCUCCACUAGGCCCCUGAGGAAGGUGGAAGCAGAUCAUCUCGAUUAGUUAGUGGUUUAAUGAGAUGUUGCAUACCCUAGUCUGAUUGAAUGGUCCUAAGACUUGCUGCAACAUUCCUGCAUUUGAAAGCUGUCAAAUUUCCUUGGUGUUCAUUCAUGUAAUGUUGUGUUAUGAUCUAGACUAACCCAAAAAAGAUGGUGCAUCUGAGUUUGACUUUGACACGAUG
Morus notabilis is the source of this 597-nucleotide messenger RNA. RefSeq lists its product as uncharacterized. The record is from RefSeq and is a predicted model, not a curated record. NCBI's taxonomy places the organism in Eukaryota, Viridiplantae, Streptophyta, Magnoliopsida, Rosales, Moraceae. The coding region runs from base 66 to 371 and encodes 101 amino acids. The transcript has 4 exons. Gene Ontology annotation, cellular component: mitochondrion; respiratory chain complex IV.